CUUUACUCCUCACUACUUCAUCGACAUGGACGUUUCAGAUAUCCUCGCGGCUCACCAGGCUAAACAAAAGUCCGUUGUAGUCGAGAAGGAGAUCCCACUCGAGGUGGACACGGGUUUCCUCACGGUGACCGACCUCAACCCCGUGGAUCAAGAGAGCUACGAAGCGGACAUGGAGGAGUACCUGAUGUCGACCGCACGGGAUGGCGUCCAAACCCUCAUCGCCUCCCUCUUCUCCCUGCCCACAACAUCAUCCGCGGAUGGACCCCUCGCACAACUGCCCACACCCACCACGCUUCUCCCCCGUGCAAAGCCGCUGCCGAAGCCAAAACCGCCGACCAAGUGGGAGCAGUUUGCGAAGGCAAAGGGUAUCCAGAAGACGCGGAAGGAGAAGAAGAUCUGGGACGAAGAGAAGCAGGAGUGGGUUGACCGCUGGGGCUGGAAGGGUGUCAACAAGAAGGAGGAGACGCAAUGGCUCACCGAGGUCCGCGCUAAUGCUGAUGUGGACCACGACCCCUCCAAGGCCGCGCGCGAUGCUCGCAAGGAGCGUGUUGCCAAAAAUGAGCGACAGCACCAACAAAACGUGGCUCGGGCGACACAGUCGACCGGACCUAGCACUGGACCUAGCACUGCUCCGGUGCCCAACUCCAUACGCAAAAAGGAGAUCGACAGGACUCUUGCUGUUACGCGGGCAAGCACGGCCAGCAUGGGCAAGUUUGACCGGAAGCUGGAGGGCGAGAAGAAGUUGAAGGGUCUGAAGCGGAAGUUCGAGCCCACGGAGAUGGCUGCGGCCAAUGAGAAGUCGAACAACAUGGCUAUCUUGGCUAAGCUCGACAAGGAGCCUACCGUGAAGAAGUCGAGAAAGUCGGAGUCAAGUGGCUCUGACGUCCUCAACGUCAGGAAGGCAAUCCGGUCCGCGAGCAAGGGCAAGGGCAGUGCUGCGCUCGCUAGGGAUAGUAGUGGUAAGGGGAAGAAGGGGAAGCGGUGAUCUAUAUUGCACAGUCCAUACUCCUCGCCUGUAUUCUUGCUUGUAUUUCGCAUCUGCAACGAUUAUGACGAC
This is a messenger RNA of Trametes versicolor FP-101664 SS1, 1057 nucleotides long. Its product is annotated as RRS1-domain-containing protein. The record is from RefSeq and is a predicted model, not a curated record. NCBI's taxonomy places the organism in Eukaryota, Fungi, Basidiomycota, Agaricomycetes, Polyporales, Polyporaceae. Gene Ontology annotation, cellular component: nucleolus; preribosome, large subunit precursor; nucleus. Gene Ontology annotation, molecular function: protein binding. The transcript has 5 exons. Gene Ontology annotation, biological process: ribosomal large subunit export from nucleus; ribosomal large subunit biogenesis; endonucleolytic cleavage in ITS1 to separate SSU-rRNA from 5.8S rRNA and LSU-rRNA from tricistronic rRNA transcript (SSU-rRNA, 5.8S rRNA, LSU-rRNA). The coding region runs from base 26 to 985 and encodes 319 amino acids.